AUGAGGAAGAAAAGUGAACAAAAACACAUGGAUAUGGUAACUGAACGCUUUAAAAAUGCAAUUUCUCAUGGGCCGGAAUAUGUCUGUUCAGUUUGCCACCGACAGCUAUUCAAGAAUCAAAUAAUUGAACGCAAUAGAGAAAAAUAUUUAGACAAAGGUAGCCACAUUGCUUUAGUUGCUAACAAGUGCAUUACAGAAACGUAUCUUCAUUUGUGCACGAACCUGUGUGGGACUGGUUGUUUACUGAGGAGAGGUCCCAGAGGUACACUAUGGAUUUGCUAUACUUCCAACCGAAACGUUCUUUUAGAGACAACUCCAUCUGAAAGUGCAACAAAUAAUCUGCAUGUAGUAACUAUUCCUCCACAAUUAAAAUGCUUAAACUCCCUUGAACAACAUCUGAUUGCAAGACACAUUCCAUUCAUGAAAAUGCUUGCACUUCCUAAAGGAGGCCAGCAUGGAGUUCAUGGGCCUGUUGUAUGUGUUCCAUCCAGCAUUGAUAAGGUUACCAGUGCUCUUCCAAGAUGUGAAGCAGAUGAUAUGAUGAUCAGAGUAAAAUUAAAGCGGAAACUUACCUACAAAGGCCAUUAUGAAUAUCAGUUUGUAAGCAAUGAGCAUGUGAAAAAUGCUUUAGAAUACCUCAUAGAAAACAACAGAUGGUAUCAUGAUGUACAUUACAACCAUGAGUGGGUAAAUCCCUUGGUAAGAACUACAGAGCAAACUGGGCAAUCCAGUGAUGAAGAUAGCAACUGUGUAAUAAAUUAUGAAGAUACCGAUGAUAUUGUAGAGCACAAUAAUGAUCAGGAACAGCAAGAUAAUAACCGCCAUGGGAUGUUUUUGGAUACUUGCUUACAACCUGUGGAUAUUGCACAAGAAGUGCUUGAUCAGCAUUUUGACAGCGUAUUGUGUGUUGCACCAGCUGAAGGAAGUAAUCCUGUAAAAUUACUCAUGGAUAUAAGUAAUGAAGCAAAAUCAUUUCCUGUUCUGUUUCCUACAGGAGGGCCUACAUUUCACGACAAACGUGAUCAGAAAAUAACUUUAGCUCGAUAUUUUCAAAAUAGGUUACUAAAUGCUGAGGGUAGAUUUGCUAGAAACACUGAUUUUAUAUUUUAUUCACAAUAUGUUUCAGAAGUUAAUCAAAUUGUGUCAAAUGUAUCCAUUGCUUUGAGAAAAGGGUCAACUGAAGCAAGUGGUAAACAAAUAUCAUCCCACAUGCUAACUGACACAAAAAGUCUGGAAAAGAUCUUAAUAUUUGAUGAGGGGUACAAAUUUUUGAAACCUAUUCGGGGCACACCUCCUUUUUGGCAAGCUGUGCAAAAAGAUCUGUUUGCAAUGUUGAGACAAUUGGAAUUACCGCCGGGAACUUCAAACGGAGAGACCCAUCAAAGCACCAUACCACGAUGUCUGGUUAGCAAUAAAGAGUUCCUAUGUAUUCUGAGCACUCUGGAAGAAGACUACUUAGACCAUAAAACCAAGUUAAGAAUUAUCAUAAUGGACAAUUAUGAAAGCUCACCACCUGUUUUGCUGAAUCUUGAUAACUACCCCCCAUGGGCUGAAAUAUGUCCUGAAAAAGAGUUAGAAAGGCUAGAAUGCAUUGAAUCAAUAGACACUAACAAUGAACUUGAUAAAUCAGAUAAUGAAGAAAACAUUCCUGAUUUGCUUUUAAAAGACAAUCUUGUUGCUUCUCGUAGUGAUAAAUGGCAGAAUAUAUUGUCUAGAGAAGAUGCUUUGAUUCUGCUGAGGUCUUUAGAUGAUAAACAAAUUGAGAUAUUCUACAAAGUCCGUCACUGGUGUUUAAGUAAAUCACUUGGAGAAAAUCCAGAACCAUUGCAUUUGUUUGUUACUGGUGGAGCUGGGACUGGGAAAAGUCAUUUAAUAAAAGCAUUGUAUUAUGAAGCAGCAAGAAUUCUGUCACGUGCAGCUCCAAACCCUGAUGAUGUUUGUGUUAUACUAACAGCUCCAACAGGGGUAGCAGCAUACAAUAUUGGUGCUGCAACCAUUCACAGUACAUUUGCAAUAGGAACAGAUGCAAAAUUGCCCUAUCAACCACUUGGUGAAGAAAAGAUAAACAGUCUGCGCUGUACAUUAGGACACCUACAGCUUUUAAUUAUUGAUGAAAUAUCUAUGGUAGACAACAAAAUGCUCGCUUAUAUCCAUGGAAGAUUAAGACAAAUUAAGCAAACUGGUGACCAUUCGUUAUUUGGAAAGGUGAGCAUAAUUGCAGUUGGGGAUUUUUAUCAACUACCACCAGUGAAAGGAGCACCAUUAUAUAAUGACACAAGGGGAAUCAAUCUGUGGAAUGAUUAUUAGUGUGUUGCACAACUGACUGAAAUUGUAAGGCAAAAGGAUACAGAGUUUGCAGAGUUACUCAAUAGACUAAGAAUCCAUAAAAAGUGUGAUGCACUGAAUGAAAAUGAUAUUAAUAUUCUUACAAGUUGUGAAACUGGAGAGGAGUCUCAUGAGAUUUGUGCAACCAAUGAAGAAGUUGACACACAUAAUAUAAAAAUGCUACAUUCAAUAUAUGUUGCAGAUGGAUUAGUAAAUGGUGUUUUUGGAACAGUUUCUAAAAUAUACUUUAGGCCAGGGGAAUGUUUUCCUUUUGUGAUUUAUGUACUUGUUGAUAAUCCGAAAGUUGGACACAAAUUACGUGGCAGAAGCACCAAAACUGCAGAAAUAACAGAUAACAGUACACCUAUAAAACCAGAGGAAGAUCAAGUGACAAACAGUGGUGGUGUCAGACGACAGUUCCCAUUAAGAUUAGCGUGGGCAUGUACCGUACAUAAAGUUCAAGGACUGACAGUUGAAAAAGCUGUUGUAUCACUUGAUAGAAUCUUUGCUCCAGGACAAGCAUAUGUAGCAUUAAGUCGUGUAACAACAUUAAGUGGUCUCACAAUAAAAGAUUUUAAAGAGUCAUCCAUUUAUUGCAAUCCAAAGGUAGAAGCAGCCUUAGCAAUGAUGCCACAGUUUAUUACUCCAGCUGUUAAUAAACCUUUUUCAUGCACAAUUGUAAUGCAAAAUGUUCAGGGUCUUCAAGCACAUAUUAUGGAUCUGGAGUCAGAUAGAAGGAUUAUGAAUGCUGACUUUGUUUGUCUAACUGAAACCUGGUUAACAUCCAACUGGCCGGAACAUGAACCAAAAAUCAAUGGCUAUACAUUUCAUCACAAAUCAAGGUUUCACUGUUAUGAUACUAGCAAUGAAAUGUUUGCAAAGUUGAAAAAACAGUGUCAUGGUGGAGUUGGGGUAUAUUUCAGAAAUAAUACAAGGUUCAACAUUUUAAAUCUAGCUAUUCACAAUUUAGAAUGUUUAGUAUUUGAAAUUGAGAAUGAGAGGUUGACUGUAGCAGUUUUAUACAGACCUCAGAGCUACAAACUUGACAUGUUUAAAAAAAAUGUUGAACAUCUGAUAAGACAAAUUGACAAUGACUCAGGUGGCAAAAUGAUUAUAGGAGAUUUCAAUGAAAACAUAUUCAUAUCUUCUUCAGUACAAAAAAUAAUGGAACACCAUGGAUUUAAGCAACGUGUUACACAAAGAACUACUGAGAGUGGAACAUUAAUUGACCAUGUAUAUAUCAAAGGUAUUGACAAUUUUACUGUUCACAUACUACCAACAUAUUUCAGUUUCCAUGAUGCUCUCACUAUUACAUUAUCGUGA
Molecule: messenger RNA, 3648 nt
Organism: Bombina bombina (fire-bellied toad)
Lineage: Eukaryota; Metazoa; Chordata; Amphibia; Anura; Bombinatoridae
Biological process (GO): DNA repair; telomere maintenance
Molecular function (GO): ATP hydrolysis activity; DNA helicase activity
Source: RefSeq, a predicted model, not a curated record